AUUAGUGACGUCAGCGCUGUUUCAUCGUAGAGCUCUACGGAUUCAACGACCUUAAACGCUGUUGAGUAGACAACGAACUAAUAUGGCGGCUUCCAUGAAGCAAGUAAACUUUUUGUAUAAAAAUUGUCGAUUCACUCUUGCUGUGGACGAUGUAAUAGCGGACAGAUUAUUGAAAGAGGCCAACUAUCUCAAUGAAUUCUUUAAAAAUUUAAUUGGAACAGAUAUUUGGCCGUCAUUAGGUUUGCCUAAUGACUUAAAUAUUGAAGAUAUCAAACUUAUUGAAGAAUUCAAACUUAUUGAAUCUAAUAUAGAAAAUGAUACAGGAAAGAAGGACCAAAAUUAUUCAACGAAGAAAAGAGAUGUAUGGACAGAUGCCAUUAUUAAGUUACUAAUUUCAGAGACUGGCACUUGAGGAGCAAUUUGGAAAGCCAGGAAACAAAAAAAAAAUUAUGGAUGAAAAUACACAGUAUAAUGGCGUCACAAGGGUAUAAUUUAACUGCUGAAGACUGUGAUAUAAAAUGGAGAAAUUUAAUAGCAACAUAUAGGAAAAACAAAGACAGUGCUAGA
Centruroides sculpturatus (bark scorpion) is the source of this 567-nucleotide messenger RNA. RefSeq lists its product as uncharacterized. The coding region runs from base 83 to 412 and encodes 109 amino acids. The record is from RefSeq and is a predicted model, not a curated record. NCBI's taxonomy places the organism in Eukaryota, Metazoa, Arthropoda, Arachnida, Scorpiones, Buthidae. The transcript has 4 exons.